GGCUUGGCCCCACCCUCCACCUCGCUAGGAUCCGGGGCCGGACGGCCAGGGUAGAACCCGGCUGAGGCUGGGAGCCGCUGCUUUGGGGGCGGAAAGUCACGUGAGACUUCUUGGUCCUGUGGGUGGAGAGGAAAAGCUGCAGUUAAGGAGGGUCGGAUUUAACCGUCACAGGGAAGUGCGCUCAAACGGAAUCGCGGAGUGGGCUGAGAUAGUGAAUUCCUAAGAAGAAAAUAAUGGAUUUCAUAUUAGUUGUUCUCUGAGUGUUUGGACUCAGCAUUGUGCAGGAUUUUUGCAAAGGCCAAAAGAAGAUGGCAACUCCUUAUGUCCCAGUUCCUAUGCCCAUAGGGAACUCUGCUUCCAGUUUUGCAACCAACAGAAACCAAAGAAGUUCUUCUUUUGGGAGUAUCUCAACAAGCUCAAACUCUUCCAGAGGCCAGUUAGAGGACUCAAAUAUGGGUAAUUUUAAACAGACAAGUGUACCCGAUCAAAUGGAUAGUACUUCAUCUGUCUGUAGCAGUCCCCUCAUUAGGACUAAAUUUACAGGUGCAGAUUCUUCCAUUGAGUAUUCUGCUAGACCAAGAGAAAGUGAGGAACAAAAUCCUGAAACAGUAUAUUUGGAAGAUAGACCUUCUACACCUACUAUACUAGGUUAUGAAGUGAUGGAAGAAAGAGCUAAAUUUACUGUAUAUAAAAUACUAGUAAAGAAAACCCCAGAAGAAAGUUGGGUAGUUUUCAGAAGAUACACUGACUUCUCUAGACUUAAUGAUAAAUUAAAAGAGAUGUUUCCAGGCUUUCGAUUAGCACUUCCACCAAAACGCUGGUUCAAAGAUAAUUACAAUGCUGACUUUUUAGAAGAUAGACAACUAGGAUUACAAGCAUUUCUUCAAAAUUUAGUGGCUCACAAAGACAUUGCUAACUGCCUUGCAGUGAGAGAAUUUCUUUGUCUGGAUGAUCCACCAGGCCCAUUUGAUAGCCUAGAAGAAAGCAGGGCUUUCUGUGAAACUUUAGAAGAGACAAACUACCGUUUUCAAAAAGAACUACUUGAAAAACAGAAAGAGGUGGAAUCACUGAAGAAACUGCUAAAUGAAAAGCAACUUCGUAUAGAAACUCUAGAGAGCAGAAUCAGAACAUUGUCUUUAGAACCUGAAGAAUCACUGCACAUGUCAGAAACAGAAGGUGGACACAUCCCAAAGGUGGAGUCCUCCACACUUGAGGUUGAUCAAGAUGUUUUGCAUGAAGAAUCUAGAACUGAUGAUAAGCCAUGCUUAAGUUUUAGUGAACCUGAAAAUUCUGUAUCGGACAUAGAAGUUGCAGAAGUGGCAUACAAUGCAGAAGACUAAUACAUGACAAGCAGUUCCUUCCAUGUAUAUGUUUAAGCAAAUUUAGAAUAGAGUGGCAAAUAUUUAAAAAGAAAAAAGACUGAAGCAUUUACAGAAAACAGAAAGAUUGCACAUGUAUUAAAGUUUACAUAAAGAAAAGUUUUUUUAAGUUAUUGGGAUAGAAAUGUAUUCACUGCUGCUUUAAAUUGCCUUUUAUCCAACCUUUGUAUUUGAUACACUAAAAAAAAAAAAUCUAAUUAGAGUUCUGUUACCAAGACUCAAUUCUUAAAUAAUAUGCAUAAGUUAUUUUGGUAUUUUGCUAUAUAUUGCUCCAAACGAAUAUGUGUGUGAGCCCUCUUGUGUGUGGUGUACGUGUUUGUGUUUGUGUUUAAAAUGCCAAUUUUAUCAGUUAAAUGGACAUUAAAUGCAUGUUACUAUCUGGUUGAUAUAUACUUCUUUGUAUCUCUGACAUAAUGUAUUUUCAUUAGUGGUUUAAAUCAGUGGUAAAGAUGAAUUAAGUUUUAAAUAUUGACACGUUUACCAUUUGUAAAUAAAAAUUGCCUGUUUGCAAUGUUAUUGCUAUUUAAAAAAAAGAAAACUUUCUAAUACCAAAGGAAAACUAUUACAGAGAGCUAUAGUAACAUAUAAUAAUGUAGCUAAAGUGAUAAAAUAGCCUUGUUUUUAAAAGCUGAUUCAUUAUCAGAGUGCUAUAGUGUCUAGUUUAUUAUAAUAUGUUGUACUUGUUUAUUUUCCACAUAUCUUUAUCUCAAAUCUCUACCUGUAGAAUCAGUGAGUUGUCCUCUUUUGGAAUACUACCUCUUUUUGCUAAUCAAGGUAUACUCUUUUGAAAAUAAAGAUUCUAAGCAAAUAGAGAGUUAUACAAAAAAAUACAAAAUAAAAAGCCAUAUAUACUAUAAAGUUCCUUAACUACAUUGACUCCUGGGAUUGCAUUUUUAUUUCUGUAUAUGUGAAUAUGUUGCUAUAAUGUAUUAAGGCUGAUUUUCCUUUUAAUAUAUUUAGCCAAGUGAUGCACUUUAUGAUAAUUAAACUCCUUUGUGCCAAGUUUAA
This is a messenger RNA of Callorhinus ursinus (northern fur seal), 2387 nucleotides long. It is a transcript of the gene SNX16, whose product is annotated as sorting nexin 16. Gene Ontology annotation, biological process: protein targeting to lysosome; endosome to lysosome transport; early endosome to late endosome transport. Gene Ontology annotation, cellular component: early endosome; late endosome. NCBI's taxonomy places the organism in Eukaryota, Metazoa, Chordata, Mammalia, Carnivora, Otariidae. The record is from RefSeq and is a predicted model, not a curated record. Gene Ontology annotation, molecular function: phosphatidylinositol binding.